This is a messenger RNA of Penicillium canescens, 1389 nucleotides long. RefSeq names its product cytochrome P450. Gene Ontology annotation, molecular function: iron ion binding; heme binding; monooxygenase activity. The transcript has 4 exons. NCBI's taxonomy places the organism in Eukaryota, Fungi, Ascomycota, Eurotiomycetes, Eurotiales, Aspergillaceae. The record is from RefSeq and is a predicted model, not a curated record. The coding region runs from base 1 to 1389 and encodes 462 amino acids.
AUGUUCGGCUUCAUCAAAGAUACGGUUCGUUAUGCACGUCCUAUGCUCUUCGCCCUAGAAAGUACACUGACAGUCGAUACUUGCCACUUAGGCUCGGUCGUUCGGGUUGGACCAAAUCGAUACAGUUUCACUUCACCACCGGCUGUAAAGAAGAUUUACGAACUGGGUGGGAAGUUCGAGAAGAGCCAGUACUACACGCCACUGUUGAGCCCGGACCCCGAAACUCAGCACAUCUUCCCGAUGAUAGAUAAUAAUCGACACAAGGAGAGAAGACGGAAGAUCUCCCCUCUUUAUACAAUGUCGACGAUGGUGUCUUACGAAGGUGCGGUCGACAGGCUGAACGAAGUGUGUAUUACGAAGAUAUCACAAUUCGCCGAGGAGGGUCGAUUGGUUGAUAUCCCCCACUGGAUGCAAUAUUACGCAUUUGAUGUCAUUGGUGAAAUCACCGUCAGUUACCCUUUCAACGAGAGCUUCAAGAUGAUGGAGAACGAAGGAGACACAACAGGAAUGAUUUCGGGAAUUCGUGAAGCAAACGAUUUCCUAGCCUAUGCCGGAGUCGUCCCAAAUGUACUCCCGUGGUUUGCUCGCCUAGCGACCCUGCUGGGCAAGACCUCCAACGCUCGGAUGAUCGUGGGCUACACGUGGAAACAGAUUGAUAAGUACCGUGAGAUGAAUGUGAACCCAACCAAACAGACGAAGAAAUACAACACGUUCUUGAACAAGGUCCUCACUAUGGAAGCUACAGGGUCUAUUGGCAAACCUAAUAUUUUGGAUGCCUGUUCAAGCAACAUUACGGCUGGCUCGGACACCACUGCGAUUAGCCUAAGCUCAUGCUUGUACUACCUUUACACAAAUCCAGACAAGCUCAGGGAGUUGCGAGAUGAGAUUGAUACUAUGGCUGCUGAUGGCCGAAUCUCUGACCCAGUCACGUUUCGAGAAGCCCAAGAUAUGGUCUACCUGCAGGCUGUGAUAAAGGAAGCAUUGCGUCUUCACCCAGCCGUGGGCACAAUGUUAGCUCGCGUUGUGCCGAAAGGCGGCAUGCAUAUAGAGGGAUCUUACUUCCCAGAAGGUACUGAAGUUGGGGCAAAUGCAUGGGCCUUGCAUUAUGAUAAAGACCUCUAUGGCCCAGACCCGCAGGAGUUCCGUCCGGAACGCUGGAUUGGCGACGAAAAGACCUCCAUCAUGGAGUCAAUGAUGUUUGCAUUUGGAGGUGGCUCUCGAACUUGUCUCGGCAGGAACAUUAGCUUGCUGGAAAUGACAAAAGUGAUACCCCAGUUGGUGCGUAAAUUUGACAUCGUGCUGGAGAAGCCAGGGGAGCCGAUGAAUACUGAGUGUGCUUGGUUUGUAUAUACCCAUUACAAAGGAUGGUUCAAGGCAAGAGGAGAGUAA